AUGCGGCUCAACAGUGCAAGCGCCAAGGCACUGCUGAAGGUGCGCGAGGUGCGGCGGUUCGAGCUGCUCUGGAAGGACCGGGGCAUCGGCAAGGGCAUCUGCGACGGCGCCCUCUACCGUCCCCUACCCGACGAAGGUUAUUAUUCGCUGGGGGACGUGGCGCGCCCGUACCACGCCGACCAGCCAAAGCUCGAGGGUGAGCUGCCCGUGUUGGCCGUCGCCGAGAAGGACCCCCAGUUCCCGCACUUCUUGCGCAAGUUAUUCAUGCUUUGGAUAGCCCGUGGACUAUCGACUCAUGUGGAGCGAUGCCGGGACGAGGUGCAAGCAGUCGGUCUCCAUUUGGAUGCCGAUCCCUCCACCAGGAUCGCCACGCUCUCGGACAAGGUGGUGUGGAAGGAUCAGGGCUCGGGCGGCAACCUCGACGUCGCCCUCUACAACAUCGCGCCCGCCGAGCAAGACAAAGAGUACGCCCUGCUGCCCGGCUGCAUGGUGGCAGUUGGGCACUACGGCAAACCCACGAACGUGAUUCACUGUCUGGACAAGCGGUGCCUCAUGCCUGAAUCGGACGAACCCACGGCCGUGUCUGCAGCUUCAGCCGGGCCUUCCUUCCUCUCGCAGCAGCGGGCGCAGCUUACGAUCACCGAGAAGAUGAGCUGUCCCAAGUGCCAGGGCAAGGGCAGCUGGGGAGUGUUUGGUGGCUGUGACUCGUCGAGCGUGCACAUGCUGUGCACGUGUCCCAUGUGCUGCGGCAAGGGCGUCCUGCGGCCCGGGUCGGCCCUGUGCCAGCAGUGCGAGGGCAUGGGCGGCCUGUCGGCCUUUGGCAAGUGCGACAUCAGCUCCCUCCACUACCAGCCCUGCCAGUGCUCCGGCACCGGGCUUGCCCUCUAG
This is a messenger RNA of Acanthamoeba castellanii str. Neff, 888 nucleotides long. RefSeq lists its product as uncharacterized. Lineage: Eukaryota; Discosea; Longamoebia; Acanthamoebidae. The record is from RefSeq and is a predicted model, not a curated record. Bases 1 to 888 code for a protein of 295 amino acids. The transcript is spliced from 9 exons.